AUGACCAUUGCGGGGUCGGACUCCGGAGGGGGCGCGGGCAUCCAGGCCGACCUCAAGACCUUCGGGGCCAUGGGCGUGUUCGGGACCUGCGCCAUCACCACGAUUACGGCCCAGAACACCAUCGGGGUGAACUCGGUGCUGGAAACGCCGACCGAGAUGAUCGAGGCGCAGAUCGACGCCAUCGUUUCAGACAUCGGCGCCGACGCCGUUAAGACUGGCAUGCUGUCGAGCAGCGAGAUCAUCCGGUGCGUGGCGGAGCGGCUGGGGAGACACUCCCUCAGUCCGACGGUGAUCGACCCGGUGAUGGUGGCCAGCACGGGCUUCCGGUUGCUGAGGGACGACGCCGUGGACGCGAUGCGCACGGUGCUGAUCCCGAUGGCGACGGUGGUGACGCCAAACAGCCGCGAGGCGGCUGUGCUGACCGAGCGAGAGAUGAACACCGUCGACGACCUGAAGACCGCGGCCAGGAUGCUGGUGGACGAGAUGGGCGCGAAGAACGCGGUGGUCAAGGGCGGGCACCUGGACGGGCCGGCCACCGACGUGCUCUACGACGGGUCGGACUUCACGCUGUUCACCUCCGAGCGGUUCGACACACCGAACACCCAUGGGACGGGCUGCACGCUGGCGUCGGCGAUUGCCGCCGGGCUGGCCAAGGGGUUGGACGUUCCCUCGGCGGUGCAGCAGGCCAAGGACUACGUGACCGAGGCGAUUCGCACCAGCUUCGGUGUCGGGCAGGGGCAUGGGCCGCUGAACCACUUCCACGAGCUGUGGGAGCACAGGAGCGACUAG
Geodia barretti is the source of this 789-nucleotide messenger RNA. Lineage: Eukaryota; Metazoa; Porifera; Demospongiae; Tetractinellida; Geodiidae. The record is from the annotation of a GenBank genome assembly.